Messenger RNA from Clonostachys solani, 1548 nucleotides. The record is from the annotation of a GenBank genome assembly. Lineage: Eukaryota; Fungi; Ascomycota; Sordariomycetes; Hypocreales; Bionectriaceae.
AUGCCUAGAAUAGCAAAGUUCUUGAGCUCGGGUCUUGGCCUCACCUCAGAGGCCAUUCACAAAGCUCGAGAUGGUUCCUCGUCAAAUCGCCCCACGCCCUCACAUUCUUCCUCAAGCUCCUCCGGGCCACCUCCGCCCCAGCACACACAGGGAGCGGAUCAAGGUGCACAUGGUCAAUUUCCAGCUCAUGGACCCGGCCAGCAAUCAGAAAAGGAUACAAAAGAUUUGGUAGAUUACCAGGAUGGCCAAGGACAGGACGAGGCUGUGUGGGAGCUUGACGAUAUGGCGGAGCGUCUGAACCCCCCCGCAGAAGAACAUAUGGCAGAAACGACCGGAAAUGAAUCCGAGGAAGAAAAGGUCAGGAAGCGGGAGGCCAUGGUCCGCAGCUUAGCCUCAAUGGCUGGCCCCCCGCCUCGGCCAGCUCAGCGGCUUCCUUGUCCGGUAAUUCUUCCUCAACGACGGCCCAGGAAGAAGGAUCGCGGCUUCGUGCGUGCAUAUGCCCCGGUCCUCUCCGACUGUGGUAUUAGCCAGGACGUGUUUAUUCGCUUUAUAGAAGACCUGGACGCCGCCAACAAGGCAUCAAAAUGGUUGGACGCUGUUUUUGUCGCCGCGACCGUCGUUGGAUUUGUGCCGACGGUGUCAACUCAAGUUACCGGUCAUGUCGUCCAAAUCAUCGCCGGAACAGCUCGCGAGUUCCAGGGGCGAUCACGCGGAAACACAUACCUCGAUAGAGUCAAUGAAGAGGUCUUUAUACCUCGUGGCCUCGUCGCAAUGGUGAUGCAAUUCAAGGACGAAGUUCCCGGUCAACAAUCAGGUCCGCUCGGUGGUUUGUCCAACUCGAUCCAGAAGACCUUCUUCACGCAGGAGAGGCUUGACAUGAACCAAACAGCGGCGAAAUACGGUAGCCCCGAUCCUAAUUCUUCUAGAAUCAGUCAGGGAAUGAGUAAUAUGAGGCUCACGAGCGGCAAGACCUAUGGUGUGGCUGAGUUGCCAGAGUCGGCACCAUUAGUGUACCCUGACUUGGACCAGGCGAUACACACCCUUGCCGAGGAGCAUACGGGAGGGGAUCCUCAAACGCAGGGCUCCAAGUCUUCAAGCAUAACGGCCAAGUUCAAGAGUGCCGGAGAGUGGACGAAUGACUACCUCGACCGAAGGUCACAUGCCUUUUACGAGGCAGAGAACCCGGGAACUUCGCUCUCUACAUCAGCUGACAACCGAGCGCCGAUGAAGUCGCGCUUUAAUGACCCCAAACAUGCGGCUAAUAGCGGCUCCAUCAUCUCUGUGCUCACAGGCGGUCACAUCGCGACUCAAGGUCUGCCUCAGAGGUUGGCUGCCAGGAGAGAACAGAGGGGCCGAGUCCGAGGUAGAUCAUCACAGGGUUCAAAACACGGAGGCUUGUUAAGACAGAAGCCCGUGAGGAAGCUUCUCCAGAAGGAUGUGUUCUAUCUUUUAGUAGUCAAUAUUCCCAGUCAGGAAGAGGUUGCGCACUCGGUUGCUCAGCUGGAACAGAUUAUGGGAUCGGCCGCCUCUACUUCUUUUUCACGUUAA